AUGGCUGCUGCUGCUGACCGAAGCUCGAUGGACAUCGAUAGCAAUGAUCCUCGCCUGAGCUCUCCGUCUCCUGCCACCAACGGAGUCAAUGGAGCGCAGAAUGAGCGUAGCCCUACCCCGCCGCCUCAUACGUCCAGCGGCGCCACAGCCGAUGCCGACUCUUUCAAGUUGGCCGGGAACAAGUUCUUCAAGGAUGGAAACUUUGCCAGAGCUAUUGAGGAGUUCAACAAGGCCGUGGAAAUUAACCCUAACUCCUCCGUUUACCUGUCCAACCGUGCGGCCGCUCACAUGUCCGCUCAUCAUUACUUGAAUGCCCUGGAAGAUGCCGAGCGGGCGCUCGAACUCGAUCCCUCCAACUCCAAGAUCAUGUACCGUCUGGCCCGAAUCCUGACCAGUCUGGGUCGCCCGUCCGAGGCCCUGGAGGUCCUUGCUCGGAUUGACCCCCCUGCGUCGGCGACCGACCGUGCCCCCGCCGAGAAGAUGCAGCGAUUCAUCACCCAGGCGGAAGAGACCCUGUCGCAAGAUCGGGGAGUGUCCAUGGUUGUGUUCUGUCUUGACCAGGCGAAGCAACUCCUGGGCCAGGGUGUGAAGGAACCUCGCAAGUGGACUCUGCUGGCCGCCGAGGCCCAGCUGAAGAUGGGCAAUGACAACUCGCUUGGAAAGGCCCAGGACAUUGCCAUCGGCAUGCUGCGAGAGAACAGCCAGGACCCCGAUGCGAUGAUGAUCCGCGCCCGUGCCUUCUACGGCAUGGGGGAGACUGAUCAGGCGUUGAAGCUGUUGAAGAUGUGUCUGGGUCUGGACCCGGACAUGAAGCAGGCGAUCAAGCUCGUUCGCACGGUGCAAAAGCUGGUCCGCACCAAGGAAGAAGGAAACGCCGCUUUCAAGGCCAAGGACUACCGCAAGGCCAUCGAUCUGUGGACUCAAGCCGUGGCGGUUGACCCGAGCAACAAGGACAUGAACGCGAAGAUCCUGCAGAACCGUGCCCAGGCCCAUAUCAGCCUGAAGGAAUACGACAACGCGGUCAACGACUGCAACGAGGCCCUGCGCUUGGACCCGUCGUACAUCAAAGCGCAGAAGGUGCGUGCCAAGGCCCACGGUGGAGCCGGCAACUGGGAAGAAGCCGUGCGCGACUACAAGGCCGUGGCGGAAAGCAACCCCACCGAAAAGGGUAUCCAGGAAGAUAUCCGCAAGGCCGAGUUCGAGCUCAAGAAGGCGGGCCGGAAGGACUACUACAAGAUCCUUGGGGUCAGCAAGGACGCCACGGACCACGAGAUCAAGAAAGCCUACCGCAAGAUGGCCAUCCUGUACCACCCGGAUAAGAACCGUGAUGGCGAAGCCGGUGAUGAGAAGUUCAAGGAAGUUGGAGAGGCCUACGAAACUCUGAUUGAUCCUCAGAAACGUGCUUCCUACGACAACGGUGACGACCUCAUCGAUCCCUCCGACAUGUUCUCUGGCGGCGGCUUCGGCGGCAUGGGAGGCAUGGGCGGUAUGGGUGGAAUGGGAGGCAUGGGUGGUAUGGGCGGUAUGGGUGGCUCCCAUAUCAACAUCGAUCCCAACAUCCUGUUCAACAUGAUGAACGGCGGCGGUGGUGGCGGUUUCGCCCAAGCCGGUGGCAACCCAUUCGGCGGUGGCCAGUCUCGGGGCGGAUUCCCCGGAGGAUUCCCGUUCUAA
Aspergillus steynii IBT 23096 is the source of this 1671-nucleotide messenger RNA. RefSeq names its product DnaJ and TPR domain protein. Gene Ontology annotation, molecular function: protein binding. Bases 1 to 1671 code for a protein of 556 amino acids. The transcript has 3 exons. Lineage: Eukaryota; Fungi; Ascomycota; Eurotiomycetes; Eurotiales; Aspergillaceae. The record is from RefSeq and is a predicted model, not a curated record.